UACUUGUCUUCAAGCUAAGCAUAGGAAAUACACUUCUAUGUAUGUCUGAAUUCGUUGCCAAUGCGUCAGUGAUCAAUGUACGUCCACUUGUGUCGGUAACAGUCGGUAACAAUGGUAAUAGUCAGUGAGCAUUGGUGAGCAUCAAUGUGCAUUGCAUUUGCGAUAGUGCUAUGAUGGCUAAUUUUGCAAAAACACAGCUUUUGAAAUAUGGUUGGACUGAAGGCAAGGGAUUGGGCAAAAAUGAAAGUGGCAUUGUCGAAGCCAUAAAACCUAAAUUAAAAUUUGAUAAUGCAGGUUUUGGACAUAAUGCUGCUGAAGAAUAUACAUGUAAUUGGUGGGAAUCUAUGUUCGACAAAGCUGCUAAAAAUGUUAAUGUUAAUUCUGGCAUCAACGGUGUUUCUGUAAAUACUGUUGAUAAAGAUGCUGUUCAUAUUUCCACCAAAAAAUCCAAUUUAAAAGCUAUAAAGAAAAAUCAUUCCUUAGGCUAUGGGAAUUUUUUAAAGACUUCAACCUUGUGUGAUGGUACAAUAACACCAACAAAUGAUUUUAAUAAGCCUAUUGAUCAUGAUUAUGAGAAAGAAACACCAUUUAGAAGAUUAACAGAUGAAGAAAUAUUUAAAGCUUGUGGAGGUAGAACAGCACAUAAAGGAGCUAGACAUGGAUUAAAACAAAGUGGAAAAUUGUCAAGGAUUGCAGAGCAAGAAAAAGAGUUGCUAGCAAGAAUGAAUGUAACUAGAAAAAAUGUAGAAGAAAAGGCACAACAGCAAUGUCUCUCUGAUAAAUUGAUAGUUAAAAGAAAAAGAGGUGGAGAUAAAACAGAGAGAGAGAUGAUUCUUGAAGAUAAUUCAUCAGAAAUUGACUACAAUGCAAAUACCAUACAGCCCGAGAUACUCUCUCUCUCGCAAAAACCUACCAAAGUCCCAAAAUAUAUAAAAAAAAAAAGAGUUACCCAAAUAACUGAUUUGACGCUGCAAAUGAAUGCAGUAUGCAAAAUAAUAGAAGCCAGUGCAGAACCUUUGCCCAGUUGUUCUUAUAAUAUGGACAAUAUUAAUAAAGUCCAAGAGAAGUCAUUGAGGUUGAAGGAAAAAAAAAGCAAGAGCAAGAAUAGAGGUGAUACUCAAAGUAAUGAUAAUAAUAGCGUCGUCGACAGGACCAGUAGUGAACCACGAGGGUCUCAAAGUGGACUUUCCAUUGAUUUAACGCCAAACAAAUGUUCGCUUGAAACGGAGACUGUAAAAAGACGAGGAGAGCCCGAGAGUGAACGCAAAAACGAGGAAUACGAACCACAGGCCAGUUGUUCGUAUAUCGCAGAUGCUGAAAAAAAAUGUAAUUCAAAACGGAAAUGUAGCCCGGAGAAGAAAGAUUUCGUCAUGUUCGAUUCAGAUUGUCCAGUGCCUUCUUCCACAGAGUCGAAAGCAAAUAAACAGCACGCAGCUUCGGCUGGGAAGCGGAAAAAAGCAAAAGCAAAGUCUACAAACAAUGUACAAAUUUUGACGGAUGAACUGGACAAUGGGUUGUCGCUGGACACAAGCAACUGUAGAGCGAAAAAGAGAUACAAGAGGGACUAUCGUUCUGACAUUCCAUUUCAUCUUCUAGAGGGAUACACGCGGACACUUCGUGACGCCCAGAACGGCGUCCCGUACACAGAAUCAUUCAUUGCACUUCAUGAAGCUUCACGAUUAAAUUCGAAAAUAUUGAAAAGAAAGAAAUACAAAGAACUCAGGAGGCAAAGGAAACAUUUGGAACGCCUGUCGGAAAAUCUAAUGGCCGUCAAUUUAAAGGGUAAUGGCGAACCUGAAUGCAAUUCUGAAUCUCAGACUACGUCUGAAUCCUGGAAUGUGGUAAGGUCACGUAAAAGUAAGAGAACGAAACUGGACAUGUUAUUGCGAGAUCUAAGGGCGGUCAAUCUGAAAUAAAUAUGUUCAGUCGUAUACAUAUUCAUUUGACUGUCUCUUAUCCUUUCUUAUUUUGUCAUUUACUUUAUUGAAAUUACAUAGAAAAAAGGAGAUAUGUUCCUUUAUAUGAGAAUGCUGGACGUUAAUACAGAAAUAUGCUAGCGUACUUA
This is a messenger RNA of Cephus cinctus (wheat stem sawfly), 2065 nucleotides long. RefSeq names its product G patch domain-containing protein 4. The record is from RefSeq and is a predicted model, not a curated record. The transcript has 2 exons. Gene Ontology annotation, cellular component: nucleolus. Gene Ontology annotation, molecular function: nucleic acid binding. Bases 171 to 1916 code for a protein of 581 amino acids. NCBI's taxonomy places the organism in Eukaryota, Metazoa, Arthropoda, Insecta, Hymenoptera, Cephidae. Gene Ontology annotation, biological process: regulation of ribosome biogenesis.